Molecule: messenger RNA, 2241 nt
Organism: Chionomys nivalis (European snow vole)
Lineage: Eukaryota; Metazoa; Chordata; Mammalia; Rodentia; Cricetidae
Gene: Impg1
Product: interphotoreceptor matrix proteoglycan 1
Exons: 16
Coding region: 16-2241 (741 amino acids)
Biological process (GO): visual perception
Source: RefSeq, a predicted model, not a curated record
CACAAAGCAUCAACCAUGAGACAAAUAUUUGAUUUGGCAAAGCUUCGAACCAAAAGAUCAACGCUUUUCCCAGCUGUUAACAUCUGUCCACAGGAAUCCUUGAGAGAGAUUUUAGCAAGUCUCCAAGCUUAUUAUAGACUGAGAGUGUGUCAAGAAAUAGUGUGGGAAGCCUAUCGGGUCUUUCUGGAUCGCAUUCCAGACACGGAGGAAUAUCGAGAGUGGGUCAGCGUCUGCCAGAAGGAAACCUUCUGUCUCUUUGACAUUGGGAAAAACUUCAGCACUUCCCAGGAGCACCUGGAUCUACUUCAGCAGAGAAUAAAACAGAGAAGCUUCCCUGGGAGAAAAGAUGAAAUAGCCCCAGAGAAGACACUGUCGGAGCCUACCAAAACUCCUCUGUUAUCCACGGAUGUUGCCAGCAUGUCACGGGGGCCCUUCCCACUCCCUCUUGAUGACACACAUCUCAACAAGAUUCUCAAUGACACCCUCAAAGACAUCCAGAAGCCCACAACAAAAAGCAAAACAGAACCCACUCAUGUGUCUGAAAUCUCACCAGAAGAGAAGGUGGAGUUCAGCAUCUCUUUGCCAAACCACAGGUUCAAGUCAGAGCUCACCAACUCUGGGUCCCCGUACUACCAGGAGCUGGCGAAACAGUCCCAACUGCAGUUGCAAAAGAUAUUUAAGAAACUUCCAAGCUUCCAAGAAAUCCAUGUGUUAGGAUUUGGACCAAAGAAAGAAAGAGAUGGUUCAAGCUCCACAGAAAUACAACUUACAGCCAUCUUUAAAAGAGACCACAAGGAAGUAAGAAGCCCUGAAAGCCAUCUCCUGACCCUUGACUCAAGCACAAUUGAAAGGGAAAGAAUCCAUCAUGGAACCAUAGAAGACAAGCAACCAGAAAUCUACCUACCAACUAUGGACCUCAAAAAACUCAUCCUCCAGCUACUAGAUGGAGACCAUUCCUUGGAUGUGGGGACAAUUCAGUUCAGUGAUGAAGUUGCUGGCUCAUUGUCAGGCUCCAAACCUGCCAUCCAAUCAGGGCUGCCCACGCCCCUUGCUGACAUCACUGAGGAUGCUACUCUGACUCCAGAACUUCUGCCCAGUGAACCUGGACUCGAGGCAGGGGACAGAGAAGGACCUGACCUGCUUGGCAUGUCCUCCAAAGACAGCUCCUGGUCUCCACCUGAAACAGCCUCAACUUUCCUAUCAGAAAAUCUACCUUCUUUUACCACGCCUAGCAUCAUCUCCCCGGCUCAUCAAAGCUCCACUCGUUUGAGGACCACUGACCAAACAAUACUCGUCCCUGGGAUCACUCUUCCCAUGAGUGAUUCUACCAUCAGCCAGUUGCCGCUAGAAAUGUCACAUGGGCCUGCAUCUUCCAGCCAGCUGAUUACAAGCAGCCAAGAUGCAAUCAGAGACCUAGAGGAAAUGGAUGUAUCUGACAUCCCUACCUUGUCAGAAGUAUCAGGACUGAGUGGAUAUAAUUCUACCCCGGAUCAUUUUUUUGAGAUAACCACGCCUACCCCAUUACAGUCUAUCACCACCAGCUCUGAGACCAUAGCUACUCAGGGCCACGAGUUAGUAGUAUUCUUCAGUCUUCGAGUGGCUAACAUGCCUUUCUCCUAUGACCUGUUCAACAAGAGUUCUCUGGAGUAUCAAGCCCUGGAACAACAAUUCACAGACUUGCUGGUUCCAUAUCUGCGAUCCAACCUUACAGGGUUUAAGCACCUGGAAAUCCUCAGCUUCAGGAACGGAAGUGUGAUUGUCAACAGCAGAGUGCACUUUGCAAAAGUGGUCCCCUACAACCUCACCCAGGCGGUGCGUGGGGUCUUGGAGGAUCUCAGAGCCACUGCAGCGCAACAACUCCAUCUGGAAAUUGACAGCUACUCUCUCAACGUGGAACUAGCUGAUAAAGCGGAUCCCUGCAGAUUCCUGGACUGCGGCAAAUUCGCCCAGUGUGUAAAGAAUGAGUGGACACAGGAAGCAGAGUGUCGCUGCAGACAGGGCCACGAGAGCCAAGGGACCCUGGACUACCAAGACCUGAAUAUCUGUCCCCCUGGAAAGGCAUGCGAGGUCAGCCGAGGACAGGCAGCUCCUUGCAGGCCACCAGAUCACUUUACAAAUCAAGCCCACCAACUUACCGUCAAAAAUCUACGUAAGAAAAACAAGGUAGCCAAGAAAAGAAAUUCUGACCUAACUGCUAUAGGACUUGAAGAAUCUGAUCAUCAGGAUUGGGAAGGAAAUUAA